Linum trigynum is the source of this 1573-nucleotide messenger RNA. NCBI's taxonomy places the organism in Eukaryota, Viridiplantae, Streptophyta, Magnoliopsida, Malpighiales, Linaceae. The record is from the annotation of a GenBank genome assembly.
CACAGCAAGCUCUCACUUGCCGUCCUGGCUGGAACUGAAGGUUUGAUUACUGAAGUGGAGAGUGGGGAUCGUGUUACAGACUUGCUGCAUGUUAUGAAAUCAUUCUCAGCGCAAGUCAUAUUCUACUUUGUAGUACCUUACCUACUGAUGAUUCGUGCUUGUCUGACAACGGCGAGGAAAAGGGGUUGGUUAAAAAUCUUUUCAAGACAUUACUCAUUAUCUCACCACUACGAUUUGCUUCUUCAACUUCCCACUGCUUCCAACACACGCGACCGCUGGCCGCGACCAUACUUUCUGUAUUUCUGUCCUUCCAUGACUCAUUCAUCGCCAAAAUCCGCAAUCGCGGUGUCACCGCUUCAGUCAUAUCCCUUCACAUCACCUCUCUGUAUUGCUUCUUGUUGCGAUCUCUACACACCUACUCCACAAUCUAGUUAUGCUCCUAACAGGCCAUUUUGUUAGGAGAUACUGACAGGGUAAGAUAGAUGGCCACGUCGCCAAGCCGCCAUCCAUCGGUGGAGGAGAAAACCCGCCAGAGUGUGAGGGAGGAGAGCCGAUUCCAUCAGCUGGGCCAAGCCCACUCCGGCUUGCGGGGCCCGCCGGGCCCACUAAUUCAAAAACCCAAAAUAAAAAUUACCCUAAACCCUACCCCUAUUCACGUUCUUCCCCAAAUUACUUCCCCCCCUCUCUCUCUCCCUUUCUCUCUCGCUUUCCUCUCCCUUUCUUCCUCUCCCGAACGCAGACGAAGCGCCGCGCGGUGUAGCGAACUCGACGGGGUCGAACUCGGCGGCAGCGAAGUCGUCGAUCUUGGCGGCGGCGACGAUCUAGGCGGUGGCGGCAACCUUGCAGCGAAGUUGGAGAUCUCGGCGGCGGCGACCUUGCUGCAAAAUCAGCGGCGGCGAUCUCGGCGGCGGCGAUCUCGGCGGCAACGAACUUGUCGGCGACAACGAAGCAACGAUCUCGGCGGCGGCGCUUUGCAGGGAACUCGGGUUCUUGAUCAUGAAUUGUGCAAGAUGAAAAAAUCCAAAAGGUGUUCGAUGCCAGCUCCUCCAAGAGAAGGGGAGGUGGAGACACAUCACUGGCUCAAUCCAGACGCAUCAUGCUGGGAAAACAAAGAUUUUGACAACCUUGACCUAAAUCAGCUUGCGGCAAUGGAGUCAAUGGUUGAGAGCAUGAUCCAAAUGUGGAGGGCUCGGGACGACGCGCUCAAAAAAAUUAUCAAGCGUCAGCAAGACAAUAGUUGAACUAUUGCUUUCUCAUUUCUUAUAUGGUUGUGCUUUUUCGGAUUUGAAAUUCUUGGAUUGUUAUAAUAACAUUAAAUACUAGUUUUAUCGCGAUUUGUCUAUCAAAUGACUCUUUUUAUUGGGUAUAAAAAACCGACUCUUUUUAUUAAGAAUUCGAGUUUUUUAUUCUGGAAUAUUAUUUGCUCAUCAAAAACACAUCUCCACAAAACAAAUAUCCAAACCACUCAAACUAAUAUCCGACAGUCGCACUAAUAUCCGUUCUCCAUUACAAAUAUCCACAACACCCGGACUAAUAUCUCAUCGCCUAAGACUAAUAUACAUUCAGAUCGUAA